Molecule: messenger RNA, 1469 nt
Organism: Ziziphus jujuba (common jujube)
Lineage: Eukaryota; Viridiplantae; Streptophyta; Magnoliopsida; Rosales; Rhamnaceae
Product: protein CANDIDATE G-PROTEIN COUPLED RECEPTOR 2
Exons: 6
Coding region: 233-1165 (310 amino acids)
Biological process (GO): G protein-coupled receptor signaling pathway
Cellular component (GO): plasma membrane
Molecular function (GO): G protein-coupled receptor activity
Source: RefSeq, a predicted model, not a curated record
GGGUAGGACCGUAAGAGGGAAUUGACGUAAAACGGAUGCAUACCAAACUCUUUCCAUAGACAUAAUAAGGCUGUUGGGAACUUGAGAUUGAUUCCCGAUCCCGAAUCCUCUGUAUUCUUCAACAUUUUCUUUCCGUUUCUUCGUUUUCAUUUCUUCAUUUACAAAUGUUCCCUCCCCAAUUUCGAUCUCACCCGUCAAAUUAGUUUUUUUUUUUUUUUUUUGGGCAAAAGGAAUGGUGAAGAAUUUGCAAGUGGCUUUCAACACCUCGGUCUCCACCCCGCCAAUUGCGAGCUCUCCCGCCUCCACAAUCGAUGGUGAAGGUUCGAGCUUCUUGGUCAGGACCUCCUCCUCCUCCAGCUCGAAUUGCCAUGGAUUCUGGUUCGACGCGUUUCUGGUUGUGCCUUCGGUUAUCUUUGUGGUGUAUUUGGCGGUUCACGCGAAGAAGAAUCUGAACAAGCUCUGUAAUGGCCGGUCCUAUAUUAUGAUUUCGUAUUAUGCUUUCCUUUGGAUCGCUAGCAUUCUCAACCUUACUUGGUGCUCUCUUCAGGCAUGGCAGUGCUCUCCUGGGAAGGAGGUUGCUUGGAAUCUCCUCUCAUUAUUCACAGCUUCUGGAAUGCUUUGUUGGGAAAUUAGCUUGGUUGCUUUUUUACUCCAGGAAGACUAUGCCAGUGGUGUUGAAGCUUUGGCACGCACUUUCAUUGUCUCAGGGAUCAUUGUUGGUUUGGAUACUCUUCUUAAGGCAAUCUAUGUAUUUGGAUUUGGGGUGCCGUUGUUCAUGGAUGGUGCUGGAAACAUAGAUGGCAUCAAAUGGGGCUUAUGGAUCAUCCAUAUAUUAUUGCUUACUGCAGUUUAUGGCUACAUCUUGUUUGUGCAUUUCUCAAAAUGGAGAGAAAAGCUCCCACCCAGACCAGCAUUCUACAACUACGUUGUUGUAAUGUUCGUGACUUGUUCAGUGUCAUUGUUUGCAUGUGGACUAGCAGGGCUUGGUGCGAAUUUUGGAAUUUGGUUAUACAAUUUCACAGUGAUAUGUUACCAUUCUCUGUAUCUACCCUUUCUAUAUGUAACUUUCCUGGCAGAUUUUUUCCAGGAGGAAGAUUUUCUUUCGGAUAGUGCCUACUACUCUGAGAUGAAAGAUGCAGGUUUCUUUGAUGCUGAUUGGGAUUAAGCCUAUUGAUAGCUUGUGAAUGUGAGCAUUAGCCCUUUAAUGUAAAUUGUGUAAAAUAAUACGCAUUCUUUAGUCUAUAUCAUAUACCGUUACAUACAUGACCAACCCCCUUCAUUCUUCUACAUUUUUUUUUUCCGUGUCAAUCCUUGUAAUGUUGAAAAGGAUGGUUGUUGCAACAGCUACAACUUCCGUCAUCAAACUUCACUUGCAAUGAUAUAUCAAUAGGAACAUGUAAUAGUAAUAAAAUGAUUUAAUUUGUAAUUAUGAUCAUCAAAUAGAUUCAAAUGAAUAUAAAUUUUAUCCA